Messenger RNA from Saxophila tyrrhenica, 222 nucleotides. RefSeq lists its product as uncharacterized. The record is from RefSeq and is a predicted model, not a curated record. NCBI's taxonomy places the organism in Eukaryota, Fungi, Ascomycota, Dothideomycetes, Mycosphaerellales, Extremaceae. The coding region runs from base 1 to 222 and encodes 73 amino acids. The transcript has a single exon.
AUGGCGACCGUCCCAGGCGCAACGAACGUGCUCUACCUGCGAAAUGGGAUCGCCCGCUCCAUCAUACCCACCGGCAAGAAUGUGACGAUCCAUAGUCAGGCGCAGGUCACUUACGCUACGCUGGCUGUUGUGGUGAGCCUGUCAUUCGUGCUCGGGAUCUGCCUCACGCUGUUAGUGUUCUGGUUGAUUCGUCGCCAUAAGAAGAAGAAGGCUGGGAAGUAG